Oreochromis niloticus (Nile tilapia) is the source of this 1761-nucleotide messenger RNA. RefSeq lists its product as uncharacterized. Lineage: Eukaryota; Metazoa; Chordata; Actinopteri; Cichliformes; Cichlidae. Bases 148 to 1761 code for a protein of 537 amino acids. The transcript has 10 exons. The record is from RefSeq and is a predicted model, not a curated record. Gene Ontology annotation, cellular component: external side of plasma membrane. Gene Ontology annotation, biological process: T cell costimulation; cell surface receptor signaling pathway; immune response.
CAUCUGUUCGACCAACGCCAGUUAAUCUGGAACACCGGUCGGUGGUUCGAUGAGGAUCAGCUAUAAUGGGACAUUUACCGAGGAGGAGGAUGAUGAUGAUCGUGCUGCUCUUACUCGUUUCCCAGCGUGCCUCAGGGGUGGAGGUGUAUGAGGGGGGUUGAGUCUGUCCUGCUGCCCUGUCAGGUACCAGCUGAUGUUUCCAGGAGCUCCACAUCAGCAGUGUGGGACUGUGAGGAGUUCAGGAACCCAACAGUUCACCUGCGUCUACAGAGCAAUGACGAUCUUAGUGGUCAAAACGAUCGUUACACCAACCGAACAUCAAUGUUCACCGACGCUCUGCAGACUGGAGACCUCAGCCUCACUCUGAGGAACCCCAUAGUCUCUGACAGUGGAACCUACUGCUGUAUCGCCCUCAGGUUUGGAGACAGGCUUUGCCAGACUGAAGUACAGCUGAAGGUCUCAGUACCUCCUCCAGUGUGGCCCAAAGUCCUCUCAGCUGUGCUGCUGGGUACUCUGAUCAUCCUGGCUGCUGCCUUUGGUCUGUUUGUGUGCCGUGCAUAUGUAAGGAUGGAGAAGAGAAGUGAAGCUCUGCAACAAGAGGUGGUGGAGGCACCACAGGGGGAGGAGUCUGUCCUUCUACCCUUUAAACCCACAGCUGACCUUCCUCAGGACGUCACAGUGGAGUGGACACACAACAACAGGAAGGUCCACGUGUAUGAGAGUGGAAACAAUCAGCCAGAUAAACAGGACCAGGGUUACAGAGGUCGCACAGAGAUGAAGGAAGAUCCACUGAGAACUAAAGACCUCAGUCUGACCCUGAAACACCUCCACCUCACUGACAGUGGAGUCUACACCUGCACCAUCAAGAAGGAUGGACACAUGCUGCUACAGAAAUCAGUGGCUCUCAGUGUCACAGUUCCUCAGCCAGAGAAGAUGGAGGUAGCAGGGGUCAGGACUGUCCAGCUGCCCUUUAAAACCACAGCUGAUCUUCCUCAAGAUGUCACAGUGGAGUGGAGACACUCUGACUAUAACUACAUGAAGGUCCACGUGAAUGAACGUGGAAAAAAUAAGCCAGAUAAACAGGACCAGGGUUACAGAGGUCACACAAAUAUGAAGAAAAAGGAAAUAAAAAAUAAAGACCUCAGUCUGACCCUGAAAGACCUCCACCUCACUGACAGUGGAGUCUACACCUGCACCGUCUACAACAAGGAUGGACACAUGCUGCUACAGAAAUCAGUGACUCUCUAUUUUAAAGAUGCAGAGAUGCAGAUGGUGGUUACACAAGGGCUAAAGUUUGUAAUGCUGCCCUUUAAAAUACCACAUGACCUUCCCCACGACGUCACAGUGGAGUGGAAACACAACUAUGUGACAGUCUACAAGUACAUAGAUGUAAAUGUUGACUCGCAGCACCAGGAUUACAGAGGUCGCACAGAAAUGAAUAAAGAUGCACUGAAAACUAAAGACCUCACUCUGGAGCCAAAGAUUGUAAAGGUGACAGAGGGGGAGGAGUCUGUCCUGCUGGUGUUCAAAACCACAGCUGACCUUCCUCAGGACGUCACAGUCGAGUGGACACACAACAACAUGCAGGUCCACGUGUAUGAGAGUGGAAACAAUCAGCCAGAUAAACAGAACCAGAGUUACAGAGGUCGCACUGAGAUGAAGAAAGACCCACUGAACACUAAAGACCUCAGCAGUGGAGUGUACAGCGAGCACAGUCUGACCAGGAACACAGGAACAGGAACCAUGAAGACGUUCCUCUGA